Molecule: messenger RNA, 790 nt
Organism: Podarcis muralis (Common wall lizard)
Lineage: Eukaryota; Metazoa; Chordata; Lepidosauria; Squamata; Lacertidae
Source: RefSeq, a predicted model, not a curated record
CUUCCUCUCGCGCUGCCGCAACGGGCAGCCGCGGUGUUUGGUGGGGCCUGCAAAGCAGGGCGGGAAUAGCAGGCCGCGCGGUUCCGCCCACCGCGGCGGCUGCGGCCUGGCUCGGCGAAGUGCAGCCGGGCUCCCUGGGGGGGUUUCGCUUUCCACCCCCCCCACCCCUCCCCGAGCGGACAUGGCCCAGGUGAGGGGCCUGUGGCAGCCGCGGGGGGAGGCUGCCGAGGCGUCCCCGGAGCAGCCCGAGAGCUACCAGCUUCGCCAGGAGAACGAGCUGCAAGUGCUGGAAUCUAUCUACGGGCGGGACUUCCAGGACUUGCGCCACGGCAAGCCGUGGAAGGUACAGCAGCCUCCAGAAAUCAAACUAGUUUUGCGCCCUCAGGGCUUGACUGGUGACCGUGAAGUCUAUGCCAAAGUUGACUUGUGGGUCCAGUGUCCCCAAACUUACCCUGAUACAGUUCCAGAAAUUGAGCUUCAAAAUGCAAAGGGGUUGUCAAAUGAAAACAUUAACUUGUUAAAAUCCAGACUAGAGGAAUUGGCAAAAGAACGUUGUGGAGAGGUGAUGAUAUUUGAAUUAGCAGAUUACGUACAAUCAUUUCUCAGUGAAUACAAUAAACCACCUUUAAAUCUUUCCAUGAAGAAAUGCUAAAGAAUCAGCAAAAAGAACAAGAAAGGCUCGCUCUGGAAGAAGAGCGGCGAAUCCAAGACCUUAGGAGGAAAGAAGAGCAGAUGCAACGUGAAAUUCUUGAUGAGAUUCAGAGAAGGGAAGAAGAAAAGAGAGAAGAAA